Molecule: messenger RNA, 718 nt
Organism: Tetranychus urticae (two-spotted spider mite)
Lineage: Eukaryota; Metazoa; Arthropoda; Arachnida; Trombidiformes; Tetranychidae
Biological process (GO): lipid metabolic process; response to reactive oxygen species
Cellular component (GO): cytoplasm
Source: RefSeq, a predicted model, not a curated record
GACAUCAAACAAAUCAGCAUCAACAAGUUUCAUAAAAAAACAUUUAUUUUCUGAUUUUACUAAAAAACUAUGAAAAUGAUCGCCACUCUCUUCGUUGUCUUUGCUUUUGCUUCUCAGGCUUUUGGUCAAUGUACAGUUCCUCCAAGUUUUAGCUGUCCCAAUAUUACCAAAAUUGCCGGUCGAUGGUAUGAAAUAGCUGGACCAAUUCAUGAUCUUGCGUGUGUUACAAUGGAUUUCACUCCUCGAGAAGAUGGAAACUUCAAUUAUACAAUUAUUGGAGCUAAAUCUGAUGGGUCAAAGUUUAGUCAACAUUUGUUAGCUACUCGUACUGGUCUGGAAAAUUCAUUCAAUGUCUCUGAUAUGUCAACCAAUACCACUUCCCAAAUUACCUACUAUAUAGCCAAUACUGAUUACGAUAACUUUCUGGUUCUUUAUGCUUGUGUUUACCUUCCUGGUUACUCAAAUUUUCUAUCCGGAUCCAUUUUUUCCAGGACUAACACUAUGAGCGAUGGCGAUGUUUACAAGCUGAAAAAUUUGUUGGUUGAUACUUAUGGAGUUCCUAGCGACAGUUUAGUAGCCAUAACCCAAAAAGGCUGUAAAUAUUGGCCAGUUUUCUAGUGUUGAUAUUUAAACUUGAUUUAAAUUGAAUUUCCACUGCAAACCAGUUGUAACUUUAAACUACACAAUUUAUAUAAAUAAAUAUUAGAUAAAUAAUAGA